GGCCCGGUUCACCCCCCCACCCCGAUCUAUCUCCCCGGCUUCUUCCGCCUCCUCCUGCCCCCGAAGCCGUGCAAGGACCCGGCGAGGGCUCGGGGCUGUGACCCCCUCCUCCUACUGGGGGCUUCCAAGGGGGAAGACAUGUGACUUAGUGGGUAUAGGGUUUUCAUGUGGUUUUUAAAAAACCCUUUGGAUAGCGUGAUGUCUUCCUGAAAUACGCUGUUAAAGUCUUAUUUUAGAAACAGCAGUUCAGAAGUGCCGGGAAUUUGGUUCCCAGAGGAAAGAGAAGCCUUUUGAAACUUUCCAAUGGUUAUUUUCAAGCUUUUUUUUUCUUCCCAUGAUGGAUGAAAAUCAGUGGUAUAACUAGGCGAUACUGGUUCCAAUAUCGUUAACUUGGGUUCUUACAUAGCGUCGGCUCGGUGGGAGUCCCGUCCAGUGAGUGAACUGCUGUACCGGUGAUACUGUGCUGUGUAUCACGUUUUGGAGCUGGUGAUCCUAAGGCAGGGAGGAGAACACAAAACAAAUCAAGUUGUUGUUUUGGUUUUAUUUGGGUUUUUUUUUUUUGCAGGCCCGCGAGAGAUGGAUUUUAUUUGACGUUUAUAGUAGAGGAAAAACGGGAAGGAAAUAGGCGGUACAGCUUUUGGGGCAGGAAGCAGAGAAGAGAGGAUUAAAGGAAAUGUGCAUAGUGAAAAGUGUGUGACGGCAUCAGACAAGUUGAGGAGCAGAGGGGGGAAAAGUGAAAAAUAACCUAGAGCAAGACAGCAGGUGAGAGGAGAGCAAAGGGAGAAGGUAACAAAGUGCAGCAGGUGUUUUAUUUUGAUUUUUAACAUUUAUUAUAAUUUUUAUGUUUAUUAUUAUUACUUUGGUUAAAGGUUCCAGGGGAAGUCUGUGCUCACAUGAGAAGUGAUGCUGAGGAGGCCCAAAGUCGCCUCCUUUGCCUGCCGUGCCAGGGGUAUGGGGUGCGCCAGGAUGGGGAGCAGGGGUUCUUCCUCCUUGCUUCCCAUUUUCAUGACCUUUUGUUCAACACUUAUGGAAUUACUAAGAGUGAUAAUUCCUUUUUUAAAAAAUUACAUUGUAGUGCCUCACCAACUUAAUUUUAGGAGUCUUUCAUCAUAUGAUCCAGAUGCUGUCUAAAUUAAUCCCACCUUAUAAAUGAGUGGUGGAUGUGUUGUUCAAUGAUGUCCCUUAAGUGUGUGGUACUGGGAUUAACAGAUUAAACCACUUUUGAGGUUUGCAUUUAUAUGAACACUUUUCUGGAAGGGGUUGGGCAAAGAAGUGCCUUUUGCCUUCUGCAAAAAAGCUUUGGGAAUGUUUUAUUCCAAGAAACUUACCUUGAACAUUUAGAAAAGGGGUUUGUGCUUCUUGGCUUUCCAAAAUUGAAGAUUAAAAUGUACAUACCUAAAGAUGAUCUUAAACACCUUCCAUGUGGUUCAGACAAUAGAGUGCUUUUGCAUCUAUUUUUUUCUCAUCUGAAUUUAAGGAUUACAGGGUUGGGUUUUUGCUGCUGUUAGGAAAGUGAUAUCGUUAUUUUGGAUCAUUUUGUAUUUAAAUAGCGGGCAAAUAUCCUUUUACUUACCAUUUGCAGGCUUUGAAGUACUGAUCCAAACUUUUCCUGUAGCACAAUAGCACAGGAUAAACGGACAAUCUUUCCACCAGACACAAAGAUCGAAGCUCUGGAGAGAUUGAUGAUUUUUGGAGGUGUCUUUGUAUCCAGCGUUGUUCUGGUCUUACAACAGCGAGCACUUUUCAAGUUCUACAUGAUCACAUCAGCGUUUCUGCUGGCUGCAACUUCAGUGUUGGUGAAUUACUAUGCUGCUUUGCACAUAAACUUCUACAGUGCCUACAACACAGCUGCAUUUGGAAUUCAGAUUUUCCCACAUAAAGGACCUUCGCUAUGGAUGGCACUUUCCAUCCUUCAGCUUACCUUUGGAAUUGGAUAUGUUACAUUGCUAAACAUGCAGUCCAUAUACUCUCAACUCAUCAUCCUGGAUAUACUGAUUCCUGUAAUUGGCUUGGUCGUUGAAUUACCUUUAAAUGUCCGGCAAGUACUUGUUUUUAUUUCAGGCCUAGUUCUGACACUAAAUACCACAGCCAUUUUAGCUACAAAAAUUAAGUGGUUCUAUUAUUCGGUACGAUACGUUUAUCUGCUGGUGAGGCACAUGUAUCGUAUUUAUGGAUUACAGCUAUUGAUGGAAGAUACGUGGAAAAGGAUUCGGUUUCCAGCUGUACUGCGUGUCUUUUGGCUAACAAGACUUACAGCACAAGCUGUGGUAUUAACUUAUGUAGUAAAGAUGGCUGAAAACAACACAGAAGAAAAAUUCUUCUUGAUAUCUUGGGAUAACUGUUGGGAACUGAUUUGCAGCCUGAUCAUAAGUGGGUGUGACUCUACUUUAACUGUAUUGGGCAUGAGUGCCGUCAUUUCCUCAAUAGCGCAUUAUUUGGGACUUGGUAUCCUGGCCUUCAUUGGGUCAACUGAUGAGGAUGACAAAAAGCUUGGGUUUGUAGCACCCGUCUUGUUUUUCAUUUUGGCUCUGCAGACUGGUUUAAGUGGACUGAAACCAGAGGAACGAUUAGUUCGCCUGAGUCGAAACAUGUGCCUUUUGUUGACCGCAGUCCUGCAUUUUAUCCAUGGAAUGACAGACCCUGUGCUGAUGUCUCUCAGUGCCUCCCAUGUGUCAUCGUUCCGCAGACACUUUCCUGUACUGUUUGUCUCCGCUUGCCUUUUCAUUCUUCCAGUUUUGCUCAGUUACAUCCUCUGGCACCACUAUGCACUAAAUACUUGGCUUUUUGCAGUCACAGCGUUCUGUGUAGAGCUUUGCCUAAAAGUAAUAGUUUCUAUCACUGUUUAUAUAUUGUUUAUGAUUGACGGCUACUAUAAUGUGCUAUGGGAAAAACUUGAUGAUUAUGUCUAUUAUGUUCGCUCAACUGGCAAUAUUAUUGAGUUUAUAUUUGGAGUAGUCAUGUUUGGAAAUGGAGCUUACACAAUGGUUUUUGAAUCGGGAAGCAAGAUUCGUGCUUGCAUGAUGUGUCUGCACGCGUACUUCAACAUCUACCUGCAAGCCAAGAAUGGCUGGAAGACUUUUAUAAAUCGCCGCACUGCUGUGAAGAAAAUCAACUCGCUUCCAGAGGUAAAAGGAGCUCGGCUACGUGAAAUUGAUGAUGUCUGUGCAAUCUGCUACCACGAGUUCACCACCUCUGCACGCAUUACUCCAUGCAACCAUUAUUUCCAUGCACUUUGUCUUCGGAAGUGGCUGUACAUUCAGGACACAUGCCCAAUGUGCCAUCAGAAAGUGUAUAUUGAGGACAAAGAAAAUACCAGUAUCUCUAACAACAACGGGUUUGUAGCACCAAAUGAAAAUCCUGUACGGGUUGCAGAAGAAGCUGCUGAUGCUGAAAAUGAAUUAAAUGAUGAUAAUGACAGUUCUGAUAGUGAUGAGGAAGAUGGCGACUGUGUGGCACAGCACUUGAAUGAGACUCUUAAUGUUGACUCUAACUCUCUUGGUGAUUAGGAUGUCCUUUACUAAGCCGUGAGGUAUUUGUUCAAGAUUGACUCCAACAGAAUAAAAGUAUCACUUUGUAGUUAUUGUACUUAAGCACAACAGCAGUAUCUCAAUGUUGAGUCUGUGAAUGGUGGUUGUUUACUGUGGUGUGUGCUACUGUAAAUAUACCUCUAAUUUUUGCUGGUCUCUUUCAUGACCACCUUAAAAUUAUGUACAUUAUUGUACAUGGAAUAAAAUGUUUUCACGUUUUUAAGAUGGUUGGAAAACACUCUUUAAUUGAUGUAGUGGUAAUGCUGUGCCAAAGACUGUAUACCAGUAAUCCCCAAUCAACGUCUUCUGGAUGCAAAUGAAAAAUACUGGUGAAAAUAGACUGUUCAGCCGGUCAACUCGGAAAUGAAAGCCUGAGCCAAAGCAGCUUUACUUACAAAUUCAGUAUUAGCAGAGCUUUAUUGCAAAAAACUAGUAGGUUGUGUUUUUUAAAAAAUAACAAAAAUGUAGGUUGGUAGACUUAAUGCUAUAGCAUUUGCGUAUGUGGAACAAAAGGCGACACUGCUCAGCUUUCUGGUGAAGCAGCAAAGUGCAUGCCAUGGAUGUGUCCGACCCUCCUGAACUGCCAGCUGUAGCUUGAAGUGCUUUACAUGUGAAUGCAGCAGCCUGGUGCUCAUCCUGUGCCUCCACUGCUAACUGGAGUGACAGGCAUGGCCUGGCCUUGAAGUCGAUCCUGAAUCUUUAGGAAAGGGGAACAGGGCUGAGAAACUGCACAAAGGCAGACCACCUUUUCAAAAGCAGCUUUAAUCUCGUACCAUAAAAAACCCAAACCCACUACAUAUUGGCUUCAAUUGAUUAGAACUUGCAGGAAUGAUGAUUUUUAAGCUUUUGCAAUAUAUUUACUGAAGUUAAGUUGAAUAAAUGUAAGAAAAACAACUUUACAUAUUUGGAAAGAAGACUUUAAUGGUGUUGUUAUAUAGAGUAUUGGCCAACUCAAGUGGGUCAUCUUCUCUUACUGCCGCCAUUAUUUCCAGUAUUUGACUAAAAAAGAAAGAUUUAUAUUAGAAGACUGAAACCCAGUACUUCAGAAUGUACUUCAGAUUGCUGCAUGUGUAUGUACAACUCACUAAGAUUAAGCUGGAAUAAAAACCUACACUAAGAGCAAUAGGGCAGGGUGCUCAGAUAUGCAAAUAGCUUCACUUUUAAGUUACUAACUGCCAUUUCUUUUACACUGAACACUGGUUUGCUUACUGGUACAGAUUCAUCUUUGGUCUUUUGACUCUUGUUUGGAGGUAAUUAAACAGCUUUCUGUUUUGAA
Messenger RNA from Vidua chalybeata, 4803 nucleotides. It is a transcript of the gene RNF139, whose product is annotated as ring finger protein 139. Gene Ontology annotation, biological process: ERAD pathway. Gene Ontology annotation, cellular component: endomembrane system; endoplasmic reticulum. The coding region runs from base 1683 to 3506 and encodes 607 amino acids. The transcript has 2 exons. The record is from RefSeq and is a predicted model, not a curated record. Gene Ontology annotation, molecular function: zinc ion binding; ubiquitin protein ligase activity. Lineage: Eukaryota; Metazoa; Chordata; Aves; Passeriformes; Viduidae.